AUGUCAUCGACGCCGCCACAUCUAGAGCACCCGAAGUCUCUUAAUAAGAUCGAGAAGGUCCGCCGCCAGCAAGAGAUUCGAGCUGCCAUUGCUCUUGCCGCUAAGCAGCGUGCUCGAGAGACGCAGACUUCUGCAGAUCGUGAGUACGCACUUCGACUCCAAGAAGAAUACAGUAUCGACGGCACAGAGCUUACUGCUCAGAUAGCAGCUAUUGAUGCUGCUCAUCGUCGAGCGCAAGCCGAGCGAGAGGAAGCCGAGCGAGCGGAAGCCGAGCGCCAGAGAGUCUCGCGUAUGAGGUCGUUGAGUCCUGCUCAAGUUCGCAUCAUGGAGAGAGAAGCUGAAGACGAGCGCCAGAGACAGUAUGCCCAGCAGAUGCAGGACUCGAUUGAUGAAGCCGUGGCUGCUAUACUACAACAUCAGCGCUCUCGCUUCCUACAUGGAGCCCUAGAUCCUGUGCAUCGUACACUCUCGGAUGGCGAGCCUAUGCCAGCUACUGAGGGCGAGCUUCGGUCUAUAAUUCAACGUGCAGUCCGCUAG
Messenger RNA from Fulvia fulva, 537 nucleotides. RefSeq lists its product as uncharacterized. Lineage: Eukaryota; Fungi; Ascomycota; Dothideomycetes; Mycosphaerellales; Mycosphaerellaceae. The record is from RefSeq and is a predicted model, not a curated record. Bases 1 to 537 code for a protein of 178 amino acids. The transcript has a single exon.